UCCUCGGCUGCUUUUUCGCAUUUCUAUUCUCGAGGAACCAUGAAAAACCUAUUCGGGGAGUCUGCACAUAUUCCCUUUCUCCAUAGGUUUCGGUCCAUGCACAUACCGAACGUGAAAGCAAUGUCGAACUCAGUGUUCCGAAUUCUUUUGCUUCUGGUUUCCCUUGCAGUACAGGCAUCAGGAGCUGCGCCUGGACUUGCAAGGCCUGAAUGUAACGAAACAUGCGGGAAUGUCACCAUUCCCUUCCCCUUCGGAGUAGGAGCCGGGUGUUUCUUGGACGAGUGGUACGAGAUCGACUGCCAGCAAAGCAACACAGUUCCCGUGCUAAAUAAGACUGGAUUGCGAGUUCUCAACAUUUCUUUCCCCUCUGUCUGGGGAUACACGAACGGCAUGAUUAGUGUCCGUCUGCCUUUAAUUUACUCAAAUGCAAGCUGUGGGGCCGAUGGACUUGGUGAGCCGGUGAGCUUCGAAGGAGGUCCAUUUGUCUUCUCUCAAACAAGAAACGUCUUUACAUCGGUCGGUUGUGAUACCCUGGCAACAGUCGGUACUACAGAAUCGGCCGUUGUCGGUUGCAGGUCAAAAUGUGCUGAAAUCAGCACCAACAUUAGCUGGCAUUAUAGUACUUGUUCCGGGAGGGACGAAUGCUGCCAGAGUACGCUCCCCUUCGACCUUCAGGUCUUCAGUGUGGAUUUCAAAGAAGAAGGUGGACAUCACGGGUGCAAGCAUGCUUUCCUGGCAGAUAGAUCAUGGUUCUUGAAGUCUAAUGAAACAGGUUUAUAUGACUUAAGAAUGGGUAAUACGGUUCCAGUGGUGCUGGAAUGGGGGAUCACAGACAAUACCCACUAUUCACGUGAGCUUAUGCAGCAAAAUUACAGCACAAUCUACAGCUUGAGCUAUAAUGAACCUUUCAACUGUGACAGCAGCUUCUCCGGCAUUGAAAUGCCAUUUAUGCAGUGCUAUUGUGGAUCGGGGUAUCAUGGUAACCCUUAUCUUAUUAAAGGAUGCGAAGAUAUCAACGAAUGCGAAGAUCCAAAAAACUGUAACGGGACUUGUUUGAACAAGCAGGGCUACUAUGACUGCGUUGAUGGUAGAACAACAACUAAAUUCAUUCUUGUUGGGGUUGGAGCAAGCCUUGGGGCACUACUUCUGUGUCUUCUCUUAUGGAGGUUGUACGAAUACAUCAAGAAGAGAAAAGAAAUCAAGCUCAAAGAGAAGUACUUCAUUCAGAAUGGCGGUCUUUUGUUGGAAAGUGAGCUAUCUUCACCAAAAUAUAAUGUCGAGAAAAGCAAAUUGUUCAACUCCAAGGAAUUAGAGAAGGCCACAGACAAUUUCAACAAUGAUAGGAUACUUGGGCAAGGUGGACAGGGUACUGUUUACAAGGGAAUGUUAACAGAUGGAAAAAUAGUUGCAAUUAAGAAAUCGAAAGUGAUAGACAAGGGACAAGUCGAACAAUUUAUAAAUGAAGUUCUUAUUCUCUCAAAAAUCAAUCAUAGGAAUGUGGUCAAGUUAUUGGGGUGUUGCUUGGAGACGGAAGUCCCACUUUUAGUAUAUGAGUUUAUACCAAAUGGGACUCUAUACGAAUAUCUACAUGAUCCAAGUGCAGAGUUUCCUAUAUCAUGGGAUACACGGCUACGAAUUGCAACUGAAAUUGCAGGAGCCUUAUUCUACUUGCAUUCAGCGGCCUCUAUUCCCAUUUAUCAUCGAGACAUCAAGUCUACCAAUAUCCUCUUAGAUGAGAAAUAUCGAGCAAAAGUGGCAGAUUUUGGUACUUCCAAGUCUAUUUCACUCGAUCAAACUCAUAUAACUACAUUAGUGCAAGGGACUUUUGGCUACCUAGAUCCGGAGUAUUUCCAGUCAAGUCAAUUUACAAACAAAAGUGAUGUAUAUAGCUUUGGAGUUGUCCUUGUUGAACUCUUAACGGGACAAAAGCCAAUCUCAUCGCAAAGGGAACAAGUAGGAAGAAGCCUUGUGACCUAUUUCAUAAAUUCAAUGGAGGAGAUUCGCUUGUUCAACAUUGCUGAUGCUCAUGUGUUGAAAGAAGGUAAGAAGGAAGAGAUUGCAUCAAUGGCUAAACUUGCGAAAAGGUGCUUAAACUUGAAUGGGAGGAAGCGACCUACAAUGAAAGAAGCGGCAAUGGAGUUGGAGGGAAUAAGGAAGCUUCAAAAUCUUUCAGGUAUGCAGCACAAUCAAGAGUACCGUGAGCCCACUGAAUCUCAUGAUGCUGUCUUUGCAUCUAGCCAGUCAAGCAUCGACAUGAAUAUCAUUACAUUUUCGGGUGUGCAGCCACUCUUAACUGGUGAGACGUGAUGAAGAUCUUAUUUGCCUCUUUGCACUUUGGAAUAAGAGGCCUUUGGAUAGUUACAGUUAUAAGCUUAUUCUCAGUAUUCGGGAUCAAUAGACUCUUAGCUCAUACCAUCCCAAAGUUAUUUGACGUCAACUUUGUUCAUUUCUUGUAACUAGCCAGGCAUACGGUAUAUGCGCCAAUUUGGAAAAAACUUUGCAAAUUGGAAUCAUAUAGCGGAAGCAUGAUGCAGUGAUUUUACUUUAUUUUGAG
Eucalyptus grandis is the source of this 2554-nucleotide messenger RNA. Its product is annotated as wall-associated receptor kinase-like 6. The record is from RefSeq and is a predicted model, not a curated record. Gene Ontology annotation, molecular function: polysaccharide binding; protein serine/threonine kinase activity; ATP binding. Lineage: Eukaryota; Viridiplantae; Streptophyta; Magnoliopsida; Myrtales; Myrtaceae. Gene Ontology annotation, cellular component: plasma membrane. The coding region runs from base 40 to 2307 and encodes 755 amino acids. Gene Ontology annotation, biological process: cell surface receptor signaling pathway; protein phosphorylation. The transcript has 3 exons.